Messenger RNA from Fusarium odoratissimum NRRL 54006, 1206 nucleotides. RefSeq lists its product as uncharacterized. Lineage: Eukaryota; Fungi; Ascomycota; Sordariomycetes; Hypocreales; Nectriaceae. Gene Ontology annotation, biological process: regulation of gene expression. The coding region runs from base 1 to 1206 and encodes 401 amino acids. The record is from RefSeq and is a predicted model, not a curated record. Gene Ontology annotation, molecular function: protein binding; chromatin DNA binding; RNA polymerase II cis-regulatory region sequence-specific DNA binding. The transcript has 4 exons.
AUGCUUCAGUUCAUUGUGUAUGCGAAGAAGAGGCCCGGAGCAAACUACAUCACACAGAAUCUCUUUGCACUGACGCAAGCGAAAACUGGCAAGGGAGUCGACCAAGAGACGUGGGAAACUAUGGCCAAACCAGGCUUUCAUGUUGAACAGGCGGUUAUCCUCAAAGGGACUUACUCAUCCAAAAGAUGUCUGAACCCAAAGUGCGCCGGAACUCUUCUGGAUGAAGUCCUCGAGUUCGAAGAACGCCAAGUUUGCAAUGUGUGUUCUCGAUGUACCAGGACAGCUUUCACAACAACGCCACUGAUCGGCCUAUACAAUGAGGCUCCUUACUCACACCACCCCGUUAAGCGAUUCACAAGUCGGACCAAUGCCAAGAGAAGGUUCGGGCCCCAGCUACCUCCCAUAGCUAUGGAUGAACAAAUAGGAACAUUUCUCAGGGUUAAGUUCUUGCAACCUACCGAGCCUAUACAGAAUAUCGAGGAAGCCUACCGACGAUUAAACGAAGAUCCUAACCAUGUCAUGGCAAACGCAUAUGUCGGCCUUGAAAUACUUCUUGCUUCAGAAGAAACCUUUUCCCAGGAUCAAAUUGAUAGGGCAAGAAAUCAUUUGAUGAUUGCCGUGGAAUCAGAUAGCUCGAUCCCCGAGAGCUGGUACUUACUGAGUCGAGCGUGUAUGAGGUCCGCAGACUACAUAAGAGCCUACCAAUGCCUACAAACCGCGAUAUAUCUCAAACCUCGGUGUCCUUCGUUCUGGAUCACACUUAGCAUUUUAUACUUUAGAACCGGUCAAAGCCGAGAUUCCCUCGACGCAUUAACUAAGGCUGUAGGUCUGAAUGCUCAUAUCUGGGAGCCUUGGUAUAAUCUCGGUGUAUUGUAUGACAGCUGCAAUGGGCAACAUUCAGAUGCCGCUGAUGCCUUCUAUAAAUGUCUUGAGCGAAAGCCAGACUUGUCCAAUGUCCACGCACGUCUCGAAGCCCAGCGAAGUUACGCUGAGGACAUUUGCAAUGAGACUUUGCGCGCAUACUUGAUUCAUGAGAUGAUUGAUUCAUCCUUGGAGGAUAAAUAUGGCAUUAUAGACGAAGCUGGCGGCGAAGAUAUCAUGUUUAAUCCAGUAUAUGGUGCUCGGGAGCAAGACCAAGAUGAUGACAAAGAUGAAGGGGAGUUUGAAGAAAGCGACGUUAGCGAUUCGGAGCAGAAGUAUGCUUAG